AUGCCAAGGAUGCCAAAAUAUGCUGGAAUUCAGCGUGUCCCGGCAAGUGAACUUCAUGCGAUAAUCAAGCCUUGGCCAUUUAGAGGAUGGGCUUUGGAUGUGAUAGGAGAAAUCAAACCCACUUCAUCGAAAGGAUACAGAUAUAUCUUAGUAAGAAUAUAUUAUUUUACAAAAUGGAUAGAAACAAUUCCCUUAAAAGAUGUUACUCAAGAGGAAGUAAUAAGUUUCAUCCAAAAGUUCAUCAUCUAUAGGUUCGGUAUUCCAGAAACCAUAACCACAGACCAAGGAUCUGUAUUCACUGGUCGAAAGAUGGCGAAAUUUGCCGAAGAUACAGGCUUUAAAUUGCUAACUUCGACACCAUACUAUGCGCAAGCGAAUGGCGAGGCUUUGUGGGCAUGUCGAACAUCUCUCAAAGAAUCGACAAACACUACACCUUUUAGGUUGACAUUCGGUCAUGAUGCUGUGUUACCAGCAGAGAUUUUGCUGCAAUCAGUCAGAAUCCAAAGGCAAUACGAAAUACCAGUUAAUCAUUAUUGGGACAUGGUCAUAGACGAGCUGACCGAUCUCGAUGAAGAAAGAUUAACAGCGUUAGAAGUCCUUGCAAGACAAAAGGAAAGGGUAGCAAAAGCAUAUAAUAAAAAGGUAAAAUCGAAGUUUUUCGCCCAAGGAGAUUUGGUAUGGAAAGUCAUUUUACCAAUGGAUAAGAAAGAUAGAACUUUGGGAAAAUGGUCACCCGGAUGGGAAGGACCAUGGCAGAUAUUAAGAGUCUUUUCGAACAAUGCAUAUGAGAUCGAAGAAUUAAAUGAAGAUCGAAGGAUUUUACGAAUAAACGGAAAGUACUUGAAAAAGUAUAAACCGACGUUACAAGAAAUUAAGAUCAUACAAGAGUAA
Molecule: messenger RNA, 891 nt
Organism: Medicago truncatula (barrel medic)
Lineage: Eukaryota; Viridiplantae; Streptophyta; Magnoliopsida; Fabales; Fabaceae
Product: protein NYNRIN-like
Exons: 2
Coding region: 1-891 (296 amino acids)
Biological process (GO): DNA integration
Molecular function (GO): nucleic acid binding
Source: RefSeq, a predicted model, not a curated record